Messenger RNA from Penicillium macrosclerotiorum, 840 nucleotides. RefSeq names its product putative short-chain dehydrogenase/reductase family protein. The transcript is spliced from 4 exons. The record is from RefSeq and is a predicted model, not a curated record. Bases 1 to 840 code for a protein of 279 amino acids. Lineage: Eukaryota; Fungi; Ascomycota; Eurotiomycetes; Eurotiales; Aspergillaceae.
AUGUCUGCUGCCCACGGUCGUCUUCAGGGCAAGAAUGCCAUCAUUACCGGUGCGGCUGGUGGCAUCGGUCUCGAAACCACCAUCCUCUUCGCCCGCGAAGGCGCCAACGUUCUCAUGGCUGAUAUCUCAGAGCCUGCCCUUGCGAAGGCGAUUGCGAAGGUGAAAGAGGUCGUUCCAAACGCUCCACGCCUAGAGACCAUUCGUUGCGACGUUUCCAAAGAGGCCGACGUGCAGGCCAUGAUCGAGUCUCAGGAUAGCUGGGGCGGCACCGAUGUGAUCUUCAACAACGCGGGCAUCAUGCAUGCCGACGAUGCAGAUGCCGUUGACACACCCGAGAAGAUCUGGGACCUGACCCAGAGCAUCAACGUCAAGGGUGUUUGGUUCGGUUGCAAGCACGCCGUGCUCAGCAUGCGGCGUAACAAGAAGGCCCGUGGUAGCAUCAUCAACACUGCCAGCUUUGUUGCGCUGAUGGGUGCGGCUACUCCUCAGCUGGCAUACACUGCCAGCAAGGGCGCUGUGCUGGCCAUGACCCGCGAAUUGGCUGUUGUGCACGCUCGCGAGGGUUUCCGUUUCAACUCCCUGUGCCCUGGUCCCCUCAACACUCCUCUUCUCCAGGACUGGCUUGGUGACGACCAGGCCAAGCGCUUUCGCCGUGAGGUCCACUUCCCCAGCGGUCGUUUCGGCGAGGCGAUCGAGCAGGCCCACGCUGUGGUUUUCCUGGCCAGUGACGAGAGCAGUUUUGUCAACGGCACUGAUUUUGUAGUGGAUGGUGGCCUCAGCAAGGCAUAUGUCACUCCGGAGGGCCCCGCGCCGGCUGCGCCUCAGAACCUCGGGCACUAA